Molecule: messenger RNA, 1414 nt
Organism: Rhipicephalus microplus (southern cattle tick)
Lineage: Eukaryota; Metazoa; Arthropoda; Arachnida; Ixodida; Ixodidae
Product: sorting nexin-24
Molecular function (GO): phosphatidylinositol phosphate binding
Source: RefSeq, a predicted model, not a curated record
CAUGGCGCAGCCCAGGUGUUUUUCUGGGCGGGUGCAUGACGUGAUGUAAACACGUCCGCGUCGUGCUUCGCAACCGCCGUUUCCCCGCUGGCGAAGAUGUCGUGGUGACCAGUGGGUCCCGCAGGAACGUUGCAGCCGCGAUGAUCCGCGUGUUCGUGCCCGCGUAUCGACAAGUGGACGCCCCGAAUGGGCGUCAGCACGUCGUGUACUGCGUCGAGGUGACCGUUUCGGGCGUGUGUCAUCGGCUGGAACGGAGGUACAGCACAUUCCACGCGCUCCACAAGCAGGUCAAGCGCAUGCUCGGAAGCCAGGCGCCCUCGGGAUUUCCCCCGAAGCGACUCCGCGGUCUCAACCCCAAGCUGCUGGAACAACGGCGCGCUGCGCUAGAACGCUACCUCCAAGACUUGGUUCGUAUUUCGGCUCUCUCGUCGCAGCUGUUGUCCUUCCUCGAAGUGCCAGCGCCACUGUCGCCCGCGGCGAGCAACGGCUCCGUUGACAGCGACGAGCAGGAGUUCAAGCCGUUGCAUCAGCCGGUCCUGGGUUUCGCCAAGGACCCGUAUUUGGACUCGUCGAGCAGUGACUCGCUUCCCGACAUUGUCAUGCAGGGUGUCAUGACUGGCCUGUUUGGUUACGACUAUGACGAUUAGUGAUCGCAGCUACUUAUCGACUUUCUCCUGUGCACGCCCCCUGCCCAGGGUCGGCUCGCCCAUUUAGUUAUCACAAAGUUUGUUUUUAUUUACUUUAUUUUCAUUUUCGCCGACGGUGUCAUUAAAGGCGAGCAGCAAGUGCUCGACAUUGCCAAGUGCCAUCAUGGUUUAAUCAGGGUACUAUAUUACCCGGUUAUACUGUAUAACCUCACGGGUUUGUGCGUUUACAAAUACCUGUCACACAAGUCGGUUAGUGUUGUUUAGCCUCACGCGUUCUAUUUCGUUAAUGUCUGUAACUAGUACGCUCUUAUGACGUCACACUCUCUCUCAUUAGUUGUAUGCCAGUGACUACACGGUUGUUCUUUGGACCGGCAGCACGCAACGAUGACAGAAUUUUACAGAUUUUCGGAGUCACAGUUUUUUUUUUUUUUUUUGCGACAGCUCAGGUGUGAAACUUACUUUUAUUGCUUGUUAACUUUGACGCACAUUUAGGUUGCCUUUUUAUUUGCUCUGCGCGGCCCUGUUAAGCUUUUACACAGAUUUACAAUGGCUUCAGGGUGCGCAUCUUUGCAUAUACCUCAGUUACCUGCUGUGUUAGUUUUCGUGUUGUUUGCAGAUUGUUUUCCAGCUUUGUUGUUUUUAUAACAUUAUUCUAGUUUAAAACUAUAAGAUGCUGUGUAACAAUAUGCAAGCAUUUAAUCAAUGCAAGGCACAAGUGCUUAUAUAUUUUCGAAGAAUUUUCCAUUAAAAUAUACACUCUUCCUGUA